Molecule: messenger RNA, 2361 nt
Organism: Gossypium arboreum
Lineage: Eukaryota; Viridiplantae; Streptophyta; Magnoliopsida; Malvales; Malvaceae
Product: G-type lectin S-receptor-like serine/threonine-protein kinase LECRK4
Exons: 1
Coding region: 1-2361 (786 amino acids)
Biological process (GO): recognition of pollen; protein phosphorylation
Molecular function (GO): ATP binding; protein serine/threonine kinase activity
Source: RefSeq, a predicted model, not a curated record
AUGGCUCAUGUACCGUCAAAUAAUAUUGUCUUGCUGUUCCUUCUGGUUUCUUUCCAUGUUAAUGUCAUAGCUGAAGAAGACGAGGCAAACAUUAUCAAACCCGGUUCUUCACUUUAUGCAGGAAAACAGCCUAGUUCGUGGGCCUCACCUUCGGGGAAUUUUGAAUUUGGUUUCUACCGUCAAGGAAAAGGAUAUGCAGCCGGAAUAUGGCUUGUUGGUCCACCAGAAAACACCAUUGUCUGGGCUGCAAAACGAAAUGAUCCGCCUGUCUCCUCAAAUGCCACUUUGGAAUUCACUAAACAAGGCGUAUUGCUUCUUCGGACUGAGGACGGGGUGGAAAAUGUCAUUGCGAAUCUGUCCGGCAUGCAAUUUGUUGAUUCAGCUUCCUUGCUGGACACCGGGAAUCUAGUGCUCUACGAGAACGGGUCUGUUGUUUGGGAGAGCUUUCAUAUCCCGACCGACACAAUCUUAGGAGGCCAGAAUUUAAGCCGUGACCGUGAGUUGAUUUCCAGUGUGUCAAGUUCAAACCACUCAACUGGCCAUUAUUAUUUGUGCUUGAACUCUGAUGAGCUUGUAGCCAAUUUAAAUAUUUCUUCUGCAGCUGCUUAUAAGUACUGGGUCUUCCGUACUGGCUUUUCUUCCCCCGUGUUGAAUCUCAAUGAGAAUGGCGUUCUAGCACUGUAUUCAUCACAAAAUUGCGACCAAGAAAACGUUUUGGCAAACGGCUCGACAGCUGGGAACGAAACAAUGAUGAUCUAUAGAGCAACCCUUGAUUAUGACGGUGUUUUCAGAUUGUACUCGCAUCAACUUGAAAGCAAUACUAUGUCAAAGAAGUGGCAGAAUUUGGAUGACGAAUGUGAGAUUCCAGGUCGGUGUGGGUUGAACAGCUACUGCUCCACCAGCAGCGGUAACGAUACUGAGUGCUAUUGCUAUCCUGGUUUCAAAUUUAUCGACGAGAAUGCCAAAUUCCUGGGUUGCUCUCAGAAUUUCACUGUAGAUGGGUGCGAGACUAAGAGACAUGUACUGAUACACAACAAUAGCACUACCUUAGACAAUAUGUCUUGGGCUGGUAAUCGUUAUUCUGUGAAGCGUAAUCUAGAGAAGGAAGACUGUAAGAAAGCUUGCGAGGAUGAUUGCUCCUGUGGUGGAGCUCUCUAUAGCCCAAAUCGCUGUAGCAUGUAUUCAUUACCGCUUAAAUAUGGUAGAAAACAUGUAAAUAUAACAACCACAGCCUUCAUCAAGUUGAUUCCGCGUAGCACCAUUAGCCCCCCACCUGAAACAAGUCCAAUGUUGGUAAGCGAAGGAAACCAAAGCCUCAUUUUAACUAUGGGCUUAAGUUUGGGUUCCGUUGCAAGCUUGUGUUUUGUGAUUGCAAUAUGUAGCUUCUUGUUAUACAGGCAUCGAGUCCAUAGUUAUGAGAAGCUUUUAGAAAGUAAAAGUUCAGGAUUUUCCGAGCAAUUUACACUACGAUCAUUCACUUUCAAUGAGCUAGAUGAAGCAACACAAGGUUUCCAAGAUGAGUUGGGUAGAGGCUCAUUUGGAGCGGUUUAUAAAGGAACUUCGCCAGGGGAUGGUAAAAGUAUUGCUGUUAAGAGAUUAGGAAUGGUUAAGGAAGGAGAAAGGGAUCAGUUUCGAACUGAGAUGACAGCCAUUGGAAGAAAUAACCACAGGAACUUGGUCCGAUUGCUUGGAUUUUGUGUGGAAGGUUCAAGGAAGUUCCUUGUUUAUGAAUACAUGAGCAAUGGCUCACUGGCAGAUUUUCUAUUCAACAGGAAUGAACGCCCGGUUUGGAAACAGAGAGCCAGAAUAGCGUUGGACGUGGCUAAAGGUAUCCUUUAUUUACAUGAAGAGUGUGAGGUGAGUAUCAUCCAUUGCAACAUUAAGCCCCGCAACAUACUCUUGGAUGAUUCAUUGACUGCAAAGAUUUCGGAUUUCGGAUUGGCAAAGCUAUUGAGGCCUAAUCAAACAAGCAGUACAAGUGGAACAGCAUUGUACUCGGCACCUGAUUGGCAAAACAGUGCAUUGUUAUCGGUAAAAGUUGAUGUAUACAGUUUCGGAGUGGUACUGUUGGAGAUCAUAUGUUGCAGAAGCAACAUAGAAGUAGAAGGUCGCAGUGCAGAUGAGAUACUGCUUUCAACAUUUGUAAACAAUUGCUUUGUUGGGGGAGAGUUGAAUAAGCUCGUGGAAGGUGAAGAAGAAGUGGACAUGAAAAUGGUGGAAAGGUUUGUGAAGGUGGGGCUUUGGUGCAUUCAAGAUGAUCCCAAUUUGCGUCCACUGAUGAAAAAUGUGAUCUUGAUGCUGGAAGGAAUAAUGACUACACCAGUCCCUCCAUCUCCAUCACUUCCCCAUGUUACUAAUUAG